AAAGACACCAAUGUCAGUCUUAAGUUAACUUUUUUUAAUAAGUUGCAUCUUUUACAAUCUAUGCUAUAUAUAUACAGAAAUAAUAAAAGCAUGAGUCACAGAUUUAUUUUUAUAUUUCUUACAAUAUUGACAUUUAAAGCAAAUGCUCAGCACAUCUUAUACUUGAAUGGUUUAUACGAAAAUUCAAGUUGUGAAGUAGACACCGGCAUUUAUGGAAGAUGCCGCAAAAUGUCAGACUGUAUGACCGAAUUCGAAAGUUAUAAAAACAAUCAAACAGUUUUAAAAAUUUGUAGCUACGAAAAAAAUCCUUCAAAUACUUUGAUUUGCUGUCAUGAUGAUUUAGAACUUGAAAUUCCGGAAGAAAUUAAUAUUUUUGAAGAAUCCGACACGCAUGAUGAUCAAGAAUCAGUGACAAUGAAUCCAAAGAAGAGAUCAGAAAUUAUAGAUUUCUCAACUUGUCGACAAAGAUUUUUGAGAUUUCGAAAGCAAGCUAUUAAUAUUGCACAUUUCGAAGAUGCUUUUUGGACUGGAAAGAUUCCACAGACUGAAGAAAAUUGUAUACGAAUUAAUAAUCUCAACAGAAAGUUUAGCUCUAAGAACUUUUGGGAUGGAGCUUGGUAUGGCUGUGCUUACGAAAGCGACGAAUUCAAGAGAACCAAGACUGUUCCUCAUUUUUCAAAACCAAGUGUUAUUCAUAAAGCUUUUAGACCGAAUUUAGCAACAAUCGGUAUAAGACAGCCUAAUGGCAAUGUUAUGAGAACAUGUGAAGGCUCGAUCCUUAGUCCACGGUUUAUAGUGACAGCAGCACGUUGCGAGUAUCAUGCUGGCAAGAAAGUUGACUUUGUCAGAAUAGGAACUAAGCAUGCAGGACCUAAAAACAAUGUAAACUAUGAACAACAAACAAAAAUUCGAAAAUUCAUCGUACAUCCAGAUUAUAUACCUUCUGUGGCCUACAACGAUAUUGCAAUCAUUAAAACAGCUGAGAAAAUAAACUUUAAUAAGUUUGUUGUGCCUUCAUGUAUUGCAGACGUUGAUGCAGAAAGGAUUGGAAUUGAUAAUGAUUGGACAGUAGGAGGAUAUGGAAAUUCAGAAGACGGAUUAAAGGCUAAUGUCAAGCUAGAAUUGAAAGUAGACAUGAUAUCAAAUGAUGAAUGUAGUAAAAGCUAUUCUGGUUCAGAAGCCAUGCCUAAUGGAGUAAUUGGAAGUCUGUUGUGUGCUAUAAGUCCAAAAGAAAGCAACGAGGAACUUCUUAAGCAUCCAAAUGCAUGUUUUGGCGAUGUAGGAAGUCCCUUACAAUACAAUUCAGCAUACGAAGUGUUUCCCAAAAAUUACUCCAUCAAUUUUUUAUCAAAAUACUUUCUAACCUCAAAUAUUGUAGGAAUUGGUAAUGCAAGAAUCAAUUGUGGACUUGAAACACCUUUUGUAUUCACGAAAAUCGCCUCCUUUGUACCGUGGAUAAAAUCUGUUAUUGAGAGUCAUUAAGAGUGACUAGCGCCAUCUGAUGAAAAUAAAAUUCCUAUAAAGUUUUUUAAAUUUUAA
Molecule: messenger RNA, 1539 nt
Organism: Chironomus riparius
Lineage: Eukaryota; Metazoa; Arthropoda; Insecta; Diptera; Chironomidae
Source: the annotation of a GenBank genome assembly